AUGUUUGACAAACAGUUGUUCCUUAUAUUUGUCCUGGCGCUGAGUUGCUUAGCAAACCAACGUUUUGUUGCAGCUAGGCUGGUUCAAGAUGAAGUUAAUGCUCUGGAGAAAAGUAUGAAAACAAUGGGAUCCACAUACUGGAAGUUCGAUGAUGAGAAUUGCCUGGUAGAGAUGGUAGGCAUAACACCAGAUCCACCUCAGAAUUCUGUGAAGAACAUAACUUGCAAUUGCCAAUUUCAGAACAAUACCUGCCAUGUUGUCUCCAUGGAAAUCAAGCGCUUGAAUCUUCCUGGAGUGCUUCCACCAGAACUAGUCCAGCUUCCUUACCUCGAACGCAUCGACUUUGCCUACAACUAUCUGAAUGGUUCGAUACCAGCUGAAUGGGCUUCUUUGAAAUUGACAUACAUCUCUCUUCUUGGGAACCGUUUAUCAGGGAACAUUCCAAGUCAUUUGGCCAGCUUUACCGCUCUCACUUAUUUGGACCUGGAAGUAAACCAGUUUUCUGGAACAAUCCCCUCAGAUAUCGGCAAGUUAGUUAACUUGGAAACCUUGAUUCUGUCUUCGAAUCAGUUUAGUGGAAAUUUGCCAUUGGAAUUCGCUGAGCUCAGAAACCUUACUGACUUUAGGAUAAAUGACAAUAAUUUCAAUGGAACUAUACCAGAUUAUAUACAGAACUGGAAACAACUUGAAAGAUUGGAAAUGUAUGCUAGUGGACUCCAAGGACCAAUUCCAACAUCCAUCUCAGUUUUGGUAUCAUCAAAACUGUUGAAGAUUAGUGACAUAAAUGGAACUAGUCAGGUUUUUCCCGAGCUAGGAAACAUGACAGGCCUUACGCACUUGGUUUUGAGGAAUUGUAAUCUAUUUGGAAAGAUCCCUUCAUACAUAUGGAGAAUGAGCAGGCUUCUCAUGCUGGAUCUUAGCUUUAACAUGUUAUCAGGAGAACUUCCAGGCAUCAUAACCAUACAGAAUCUGAAAUUUGUAUUUCUAACAGGUAACUUGCUUAGUGGAGACAUCCCGCAGUCAAUCUUAAUGCAAGGAAGCAAUAUUGAUCUCUCCUAUAAUAACUUCACAUGGCAAAGCCCUGGCCAUCCUGCUUGUCAUAGGGAUCUAAAUCUCAACUUGUUCAGAAGUUCCUUGACAGAAAACAACUUAGGUCGGUUACUUCAAUGCAGGAAUGAUUUCAAAUGUUCUCGAUACUGGCAUUCUUUGUAUGUUAAUUGUGGUGGAGAUGAUGUGGAAAUAAGUGGCAACAUAUAUGAAGGAGAUGCAGGAGGUGAUGGUGGAGCUGCGGAAGACUAUUUUACUGGCAACCAUCAAUGGGGCUUUAGUAGCACUGGAGAUUUCAUGGAUGACAAUGACAUCCAGAACACACGUCACACUGAAAACUUGCAAUCACAAAAUAUCCCUGAACUAUACAGAACAGCCCGCAUUUCUCCUCUUUCCCUCACUUAUUAUAGAUAUUGUAUGGCGAAUGGGAGUUAUACAGUGAGUUUACACUUUGCAGAGAUUCAGUACACAAAUGACAGUACAUAUAGCAGCCUUGGGAAGCGCAUUUUUGAUAUCUAUAUGCAGAAUGAAUUAGUGGAGAAGGAUUUCAAUGUAGAGGCAGAAGCUCUUGGAGUUCUUACACCUUUCAUCAAACUAUUUAACAUCAGUAUUAAAAAUAAUAUGUUGGAGAUUCGUUUAUAUUGGGCGGGUAAAGGGACUACACGAAUUCCCACGCGAGGAAUCUAUGGUCCCAUAAUAUCAGCUAUAUCUGUAGAUUCAAACUUCAAUCAUCGCUCAAUAGGAGGAAGUACCAGAAUUGCACCUAUUGUUGUUGGGGCUGUGGGAGCAUAUAUCAUCCUAUUGACAUUGACUACCAUCGGCUGCUAUUGCAGAGGAAAGAUAUGGAAACAAACAGAUUUGAAAGGACUAGAUCUCCAGACAGGUUUUUUUACACUGAAGCAAAUUGUAGCUGCCACUAACAACUUUGAUUCAGUAAACAAGAUUGGAGAAGGUGGAUUUGGACCUGUCUACAGGGGUCUCUUAUCAGAUGGAACUGUAAUUGCUGUGAAGCAGCUCUCAUCAAAAUCGAGUCAAGGAAAUCGUGAAUUUCUUAAUGAGAUAGGUGUGAUUUCAUGUUUGCAUCAUCCAAAUCUUGUGAAACUUUAUGGAUGCUGUGUGGAAGGGAAUCAACUCCUGCUAGUGUACGAAUACAUGGAAAAUAACUGCCUUUCUCGUGCCUUAUUUGGCCAAGAAAACUGCCAGAUAAAAUUGGAUUGGUCAACAAGGCACAGGAUCUGCAUUGGGAUUGCUAGAGGUUUAGCUUUUCUCCAUGAAGAAUCAAGACUGAAAAUUGUUCAUAGAGAUAUAAAAGGUACCAAUAUUCUGCUUGACAAAGAUCUCAAUCCUAAAAUUUCUGACUUUGGAUUGGCUAAGCUUGAUGAAAAGGAAAAAAGCCACAUCAGCACUCGAAUUGCCGGAACAAUAGGAUACAUGGCACCAGAAUAUGCAAUGUGGGGUUAUUUGACUUACAAGGCAGAUGUUUACAGCUUUGGAAUUUUAACUUUGGAAAUUGUUAGUGGGAAGCAAAAUAUUAGUUUCGAGACAGAGAAUAAGUUUUCUUGUCUUCUGGAUUGGGCUUGCCAUUGCCAGCAAAGUGGAAAUCUGAUAGAGUUAGUGGAUGAAAGGCUGGGGUCUGAAUUCAAUAAAGUAGAAGCAGAGAGGAUGAUAAAAAUAGGUCUCUUGUGCACAAAUGUUUCACCUGCAUCACGGCCAACCAUGUCUGAAGUACUGAGCAUGCUAGAAGGAUCAGCCGUCAUACCAGACCUGAACACUGAAGCAAGUCCCUUUAAAAGAGAUUUAAGGUUUAAGAUCAUAGAGGAUCAUCACAAACAAAUGCAUAACCAGAGUUCGAGUGGAAGUCAGGCUAUUUGUUCCAGGCCGAUCAGGCUGUGGCAUGGUCAAUCUUCAUCUCCCUCCGAAGAUCUCAAUGAAAUUAACAUGGAGUCCUAUUUAAGGUCUAAAGCUACAAGUAGCUUCUACAAGCCAGCAGAUACCCAUAGUUCAGCAGGCCAGACCCAGAUUUCUACAACUGUACCCCCGUUACUUGAGCCUCAAAUCUUCCAAGCCUUGAUUUUUAUCAUGCCGAUCACAAUUCCUAAUUCAUCGUUAUAUGAUCUGUACUUAAAGUCGCUUUGUGCCAACCCAGGCAAAAAAGAAGGGCGAAAUCAAGGAUAUACACGGAGAAUGAUUUCCGAGUUUCUACGGCGCUGCAAUUUUGCCAGGAUGUUGUUUUCUAAGGCCAUGAUUCUGCUAUCGGCUGUUCUAGCCUUGAGUUGGAUCGGAACACAUAAACUUGAGGCCGCCAUGCUGCCUGAAGAUGAGGUUAAUGUUCUGAAUCAAAUUGCCAGAACGAUGGGAGCUACAAACUGGACUUUUGAUGGAAACGGUUGCCAAAAGAAUGACACACCCAGGGUAGAAAGAGGAUUUGUGCCUGAGAAAAACGUUUCUUGCCACUGCGAGAACGAAACCUGCCACGUAACUCAUUUAGCAUUUAAGCGUCAGAACCUUCCAGGUGCACUUCCAUCUGAACUUGUACACCUUCCUUACCUCAAAGAGAUUGAUUUUGCAUAUAACUACCUGAGUGGUUCAAUACCAUCUGAAUGGGGUUCGAUGCAGUUGGAGAAAAUCUCUGUCUUUGGAAACCGAUUACUGGGGAGAAUUCCAAGCUCUCUGGGGAAUAUAAGCACCCUUAAGUACUUGGACCUCGAAGUAAACAACUUUUCUGGACAAGUCCCCCCAGAGCUCGGGAAGUUGGUCAACUUGGAAACUUUAAGAUUGUCCUCCAACAGAUUGACUGGAAAUUUGCCAUCAGAACUUGCUGAUCUGAAGAACUUAACAGGCCUCAGAAUAAAUGACAACAACUUGAAUGGCAGUAUACCAGAUUUCAUUCAUAACUGGAACAAACUUGAUAGACUGGAAAUGCAAGGUAGUGGACUUGAAGGACCUAUUCCAUCAUCCAUUUCUGCUUUGGAAAACUUAGAAAUUUUGAUAAUAAGUGACAUAGAUGGAACAAGUCAGCCUUUUCCUGAUCUAAGGAACAUGACGCGCAUCAAGCGAAUAAUUUUGAAGAAAUGCAACAUUUCUGGACAGAUCCCUGCAUAUGUCUGGGACAUGAGUGACUUGCGUAUUCUGGAUCUCAGUUUCAACAGUUUAAAUGGAGUACUUGAAGAUGUCAUACCCCCUGGAAACUUCAAAUUCCUCUUUUUAACUGGCAACAAUUUGAGCGGAAAUAUACCACAGUCAAUUUUGAGGACAGGAAUCACUGUGGAUCUUUCCUACAAUAGUUUCGCAUGGCAAGGUCCUCAGCAGCCUGCUUGUCGGCAACUGAGUAAUAUUAAUUUGUUCCGCAGUUCUUCAUCGGCAAACCUAGGUGAAAUUUUUCAAUGCAAGAAUGAUUUCCAAUGUGAAGAAAAUUCACACUCUUUGUACCUAAACUGUGGCGGUGAUGAUGUGACAAUAGACGGUAAAACUUAUAUAGGAGAUAGAACUUUUGGUUCUGGUGGUGCUGCAACGUUAUAUCAAAAUAAUGAUAACUGGGGAUUUAGUAGCACUGGAGACUUCAGGGACGAUGACGAUGAACUGAACUUACAGUCACGUUUUAUUGCAACUGUCCAGUCACCCAACAAUCUCUCGGAUUUAUACACUACAGCACGCCUUUCUCCUCUUUCGCUUACUUAUUAUCAAUAUUGUUUAGAAAAUGGGAACUAUACUCUGACUCUACACUUUGCGGAGAUUCAAUUCUCAAAUAAUGCAACCUAUGGAAGCCUUGGAAGGCGAAUGUUUGAUAUUUAUAUUCAGGAUGAGGUAAUUGAGCAGGAUUUCGAUAUAGAAGCUGAAGCUAAAGGGGUUCUUACCCCGUACACAAGAUCAUACAACGUUAGUGUAACAAAUGGUAGAAUAGAGAUCCGCUUCUACUGGGCUGGCAAAGGAACUCAAGCAAUUCCUGACAGAGGAACCCAUGGUCCACUUAUUUCAGCAAUCUCCUUGGAGAAUCCCAAUUUCAAACAUCGUGAUGCAGGGAAGAAAAAGAGUGUUGUGCCAAUCGUUGUUGGUGUCCUAGGAGCAUUUAUCAUAUUCUUGGCAUCAGGUAUCGUCUGGUGGAGAUACUAUUUCAAAGCCAAGAGCCGGCGAGAAAAAGAUCUUGAAGGAUUAGAUGUUCAAACCGUUUCUUUCACUUUAAAGCAGAUUAAGGCUGCCACCAACAAUUUUGAUUCUGGAAACAAGAUUGGAGAAGGUGGAUUUGGACCUGUUUACAAGGGCCAGCUUGCUGAUGGUACAAUAAUUGCUGUGAAGCAGCUAUCUUCAAAAUCAAGUCAGGGAAAUCGUGAGUUCAUGAACGAGAUAGGCAUGAUUUCAUGUUUGCAACAUCCCAAUCUUGUAAAGCUUUACGGAUGCUGCAUUGAAGGGGAUCAAUUGUUGCUAGUAUACGAGUACCUGGAAAAUAAUAGCCUUUCUCGAGCCUUGUUUGGCUCAGAAAAGAGUCAAAUGAACCUGGAUUGGCCUACCAGGCACUGGAUUUGUACGGGAAUAGCAAGAGGUUUAGCAUUUCUCCAUGAAGAGUCUAGACUCAAAAUUGUUCACAGAGACAUCAAAGGUACCAAUGUUCUGCUUGAUAGAGACCUCAAUCCUAAAAUAUCCGACUUUGGAUUGGCCAAGCUUCAUGAAGAGGAAAAAACCCACAUCAGCACACGAGUUGCUGGAACAAUAGGAUAUAUUGCGCCUGAGUAUGCACUGUGGGGAUACUUGACGUACAAGGCAGAUGUUUACAGUUUUGGAAUUGUGGCAUUGGAAAUUGUCAGUGGGAAGCACAACAUGACUUAUGGACCAGAGAAUAAAUAUACUUGCCUUCUUGAUUGGGCCUGUAAUUUACAGCAAAAUCGAAAGCUCUCGGAGUUGGUGGAUGAAAAGCUGGGAACUGAAUUUAACAAGGCAGAAGCAGAAGCAAUGAUUAAAAUAGCUCUUUUAUGCACAAACGGUUCACCUUCUCUAAGACCGACCAUGUCUGAAGUAGUCGGCAUGUUAGAAGGAAGAAUCAUGGUUCCGGAAUCCGUCCCUGAUCCAGGUAGUUACAGUCAAGAUUUGAGGUUUAAAGCCAUAAGAGAUCAUCAUAAGUCUAUGAAUAGUCAGAAUUUGGGAGGAAGUCAGACGAAUAGUUCAACAUCUGCAGGGUCCAGGAUUGAAGCUUCUUCUGAUUAUGCUUACGAACGCAAUGAAAUCAAUGAGUUCAAAGCCAUGGAAAGCCAGAUAUCAACAUCAGUCCCAUCAUGGGCUGGCUCUUCAACAAUGUCUGUAUCUACCCAUGAUUUUUACGACCUUCAUCCACGUUCGUAGCAUACAGAGAAACAGGCUUGCUUAGAUUGUCAGGAUUGUUCUUACCAUUUCAUUUGUUCUUCUUGUCUUUGUAGACAACCUUUACUCUUUGUAUCAUAUUUGUAUAUUAAUCAAAGACCUUGACUGUUAUGAA
This is a messenger RNA of Theobroma umbraticum, 6511 nucleotides long. Its product is annotated as putative LRR receptor-like serine/threonine-protein kinase RFK1. Gene Ontology annotation, biological process: protein phosphorylation. NCBI's taxonomy places the organism in Eukaryota, Viridiplantae, Streptophyta, Magnoliopsida, Malvales, Malvaceae. Gene Ontology annotation, molecular function: protein serine/threonine kinase activity; ATP binding; protein binding. The record is from RefSeq and is a predicted model, not a curated record.